Messenger RNA from Mercenaria mercenaria, 2757 nucleotides. RefSeq lists its product as uncharacterized. Lineage: Eukaryota; Metazoa; Mollusca; Bivalvia; Venerida; Veneridae. Bases 330 to 1544 code for a protein of 404 amino acids. The record is from RefSeq and is a predicted model, not a curated record. The transcript has 2 exons. Gene Ontology annotation, cellular component: nucleus.
AUACAACUAAGAUUUAGAUGUAUAAACUGUUUCAUAACAACUUCUAACGAGUUACUCCCCGUUACCUAUAUCGUACAUCUUUUUCAUGAUAUCUCAGUUGUACAGUUGUACGUCAGUUCGCGAUUGAUAGCCGGAGUGAAAACUUGUCCGCUGCAAUAAUAUUACGGUAUGAUUUAAGCUACAAGCAGAAGGAGAUAUUGUGUAUUGAUUUGCCAUUCCGGAGACUAUUUAAUAGUGUCGUCUGCUGAUAUAUUUGGAUUGUUUGCUAUGAAAGUUAAAUAGUUAGAAAAAUAUUGAAAUAUCAUAUCAUAAUUAAAGUGCCAACAAAAAUGACUUGUGUUUUGUCAAUGCAAGCGUUGUACACGAAUCCAUUUAGUGAGGGUGAUACAGAUGUGCAAAAUAAUGGAUGUGAAAGUUUUAAUUUUAAUUGGAUAAAUAUUCCUCGUCCACAUUCCGGAUUAUCAGAUAAUCAAAUAUGUCCCACUUCAUGCCAUAUAGAAGCAAGCACGAGUUCAUCGAUUUCGUGCCAAAUGGAAAUUCCAAAUGUACCAUGUGAAAGCGUCAAACAUGACCAAUUUGGUGUUUAUACCGAAGAUAGUAUAAAAACAGACCUUAAAUCAACUGACACGGAAAAUGAUGUUUCUGCAAAUGGUAAACAAUGUGUAACAGAUUUGUUUGAAAUAGGCAACACGACAGACGUGGAAUUUGGUGACGGUCACAUGCAUAUGAAAAAGCACGGAGUGAAAAGAAAAGCGGAAGUUACCGAAUCCGAAGAAGUCUAUAUUCCAUCUAAACGAGUCUCACCGUUCUUAAACACGCCCAAAGAAAGAAAAGACGAAAGAAAGAAAAUUCUGAAAAUGUCAAUUAAAAAAUUAAAACAGUUAGAUGACCCUGAAGUAUUUCUUAGAAGAACAGUACUUGUUAACAAUAUAACGAAACGCCUACAAAAGGAAUUACGACAAGACAAACUUAGAAAUAAAAUAUAUGCAACAAAUAAGAGAAAGUAUUUCAGCGGAUAUUUUGUACCCACCAACAACUGUAUGUCAGACACUUACUUGUUUGAUGAUCCUUUUCUGAGUGGAAUUCAUCAGAAAAUUACAGACGAUAUGACAGACACACUCAUUAAAAACGUGUUUCUUGAUAAAACAAAUGACAAAACUGAGGAAUCUGAUGAAAUGUCAGACAUGUUAUCCAGUAAAAUGGAAGAUACUGUGGCGGGCGAACAGUCGUGUGUUGACUCAAGAACUUUUACACCUUUAAAUGUCGCAGAAGACAAUUCAAACAAUUCAACCGAAAGUGCUAUUGAUAAAAAUACCUCUGUAAUGCAAUCCAGUAAAACGUGUAGUAGUUUGACUUGUUUAUGCAAUAUUAAAGACACGCAGGAAAUGCCUGCAGACAUGUCUCCAUCAUUAAAUGUGGCAAGCGGGCAUGUGAACAGUAUGGUAGAGAAUUUCAUAAAUACCUGCAAUGAUAAAAGUGAAACAGUGCAUACAGCUGAAAGGGACACUAACGUUUUAGAAAGCAUAGCAUUACCGACAAGUUAAAUGCAAAACGUGCACGGGAUGUGAUAUGGUACAUCUAGCCAAGCUAGGAAAGCUUAAGACAUUAGAUAUUCAAACAAAUUGUAUAGACACUGUUCAAAUUAAUCAAUGCACAGAGAAAUGUAAUUUAUACUUGGCUUCACAAGGUGCAAUAAAUGAACGUAACUGUAGCGUACAUAAUUAUGUCGGAACUUGAAAACAAAUUGGACCAGAAGACAUUAUUGCAUUCCUCCAACCCAUUUUGAUCUUACACACAAUUGUGAUAUUUUUUUAAAUACAUUGGACGAGAGAGAGAGAGAGAGAGAGAGAGAGAGUACUAUUUUUAUGAAAUGAUAACAAGGGGUUAUGUAAUGACAGAAAUCUAAGAUAUAUCUGAUCUGAAAAUGGUUCAAUAAUUGUACAGUGUCUCUAUAGUUACUAUCGUUUAUAAUGUUAAAAAUAACUAACAAGCCAUGAACAAGCCGCUUAGGCUGAAACUGUCAUUGUAACAUUCCUUUAGAAAGUGCACAUCCUACUUGACUGCUAACUUUACGCACAUAGGUUGAUUUGCCAGAUGAAACUAGUAUGAAAAUGUGUUCGUGUAAAAAAAACAAAGUAGCACGUUAACCCACCGACCAUUCACCGACCAGAUCAUGAAGUGAAGUUAUUUUCCUCCAGUUGGCGAGGCUGCAACUAUCAGCAAUAUACAUUUCCGCUAUUUCCGAGCUGUAACAUGUUGUUUUAUAUAAUUGUACCUUGUUUCUGCUAUUUACACCAGAAAAACAUGUGUUGUAUGCUACGCGGCAAAUUGAUUUGCGUGAAAUGACAUUUAUGAAACUUUUAUGUCCAUUUUACGAGCAAGAUAUUCCUUCGCUUAAUAUGUUGAAGUCUUCGGUAAUUAUAUUGAUAUAUUCACAUUAAAUUUGCAUAAUUUAUGUUUUCAUAGUCUGUUUUUCAUAGUCUGUGUUCAGACCCUAUGUUUUGUUAAGGUAUUAGAUCACUAAUAGAGAACCUCCUUUUUGAAGAGUAUUCAAUUCCUACCAUAAACCUACUUUUACUGCCCCACUGUGUUCCUUUGUUUGUUCGUUUCGUCUUAUGUGUUGGCUUUGUGGGCGCGUGUGUGUUGUUCGUUUUGUCCUUAUGUGUUGGCUUUGUGUGUGUGUGUGUGUGUGUGUGUGGUGCACGCGUCUGCGUGCUGGGGGUUUCGUUUUGAGGAGGCUACGUUUUUGGUGCGUGG